This is a messenger RNA of Odobenus rosmarus divergens (Pacific walrus), 2615 nucleotides long. It is a transcript of the gene NLGN2, whose product is annotated as neuroligin 2. Gene Ontology annotation, cellular component: postsynaptic specialization membrane; synapse; cell surface. Gene Ontology annotation, molecular function: neurexin family protein binding; signaling receptor activity. The transcript is spliced from 7 exons. Bases 68 to 2575 code for a protein of 835 amino acids. Gene Ontology annotation, biological process: modulation of chemical synaptic transmission; chemical synaptic transmission; postsynaptic membrane assembly. Lineage: Eukaryota; Metazoa; Chordata; Mammalia; Carnivora; Odobenidae. The record is from RefSeq and is a predicted model, not a curated record.
UCCCCCCCCUUCUCUCUCUCUCCGAGGGGGGGGGUCCCGGGGAGGGAGGGGGGGUCCCCCGAUCAGCAUGUGGCUCCUGGCGCUGUGUCUGGUGGGGCUGGCAGGGGCUCAACGGGGGGGAGGGGGUCCCGGCGGCGGCUCCCCGGUUGGCCCAGGCCUGGGUCUCAGCAGCCUCGGGGAGGAGCGCUUCCCAGUGGUGAACACGGCCUAUGGGCGAGUGCGCGGCGUGCGGCGCGAGCUCAACAACGAGAUCCUGGGCCCCGUCGUGCAGUUUUUGGGCGUGCCCUACGCCACGCCACCCCUGGGCGCCCGCCGUUUCCAGCCGCCCGAGGCCCCCGCCUCGUGGCCCGGCGUGCGCAACGCCACCACCCUGCCGCCCGCCUGCCCGCAGAACCUGCACGGGGCGCUGCCCGCCAUCAUGCUGCCCGUGUGGUUCACCGACAACUUGGAGGCGGCCGCCACCUACGUGCAGAACCAGAGCGAGGACUGCCUGUAUCUCAACCUCUACGUGCCCACCGAGGACGGUCCGCUCACAAAAAAACGUGACGAGGCGACGCUCAAUCCGCCAGACACAGAUAUCCGGGACUCUGGGAAGAAGCCGGUGAUGCUGUUUCUGCAUGGCGGCUCCUACAUGGAGGGCACCGGGAAUAUGUUCGAUGGCUCCGUGCUGGCCGCCUAUGGCAACGUCAUCGUGGCCACGCUCAACUACCGGCUGGGGGUGCUCGGCUUUCUCAGCACCGGGGACCAGGCUGCAAAAGGCAACUAUGGACUCCUGGACCAGAUCCAGGCCCUGCGCUGGCUCAGUGAGAACAUUGCCCACUUUGGGGGUGACCCCGAGCGCAUCACCAUCUUUGGAUCGGGGGCCGGGGCCUCGUGCGUCAACCUUCUGAUCCUCUCUCACCAUUCGGAAGGGUUGUUCCAGAAGGCCAUCGCCCAGAGCGGCACGGCCAUCUCCAGCUGGUCUGUCAACUACCAGCCGCUCAAAUACACGCGGCUGCUGGCCGCCAAAGUGGGCUGUGACCGGGAGGACAGCGCCGAGGCCGUGGAGUGCCUGCGCCGGAAGCCCUCCCGGGAGCUGGUGGACCAGGACGUGCAGCCCGCCCGCUACCACAUCGCCUUCGGGCCCGUGGUGGACGGUGACGUCGUCCCCGAUGACCCUGAGAUCCUCAUGCAGCAGGGAGAAUUCCUCAACUAUGACAUGCUCAUUGGCGUCAACCAAGGAGAAGGCCUCAAGUUCGUAGAGGACUCGGCCGAGAGCGAGGACGGCGUGUCCGCCAGCGCCUUUGACUUCACCGUCUCCAACUUUGUGGACAACUUGUACGGCUACCCGGAGGGCAAGGACGUGCUUCGGGAGACCAUCAAGUUUAUGUACACCGACUGGGCCGACCGGGACAACGGCGAGAUGCGGAGAAAGACUCUGCUGGCGCUCUUCACAGACCACCAGUGGGUGGCACCGGCUGUGGCCACUGCCAAGCUGCACGCCGACUACCAGUCCCCUGUCUACUUUUAUACCUUCUACCACCACUGCCAGGCUGAGGGCCGGCCCGAGUGGGCGGACGCAGCGCAUGGGGACGAGCUGCCCUACGUCUUUGGCGUGCCCAUGGUGGGCGCCACCGACCUCUUCCCCUGCAACUUCUCCAAGAAUGACGUCAUGCUCAGUGCUGUGGUCAUGACCUACUGGACCAACUUCGCCAAGACUGGCGACCCCAACCAGCCGGUGCCGCAGGACACCAAGUUCAUCCACACCAAGCCCAACCGCUUCGAGGAGGUGGUGUGGAGCAAGUUCAACAGCAAGGAGAAGCAGUACCUGCACAUCGGCCUGAAGCCGCGCGUGCGCGACAACUACCGCGCCAACAAGGUGGCCUUCUGGCUGGAGCUCGUGCCGCACCUGCACAACCUGCACACGGAGCUCUUCACCACCACCACGCGCCUGCCCCCCUACGCCACGCGCUGGCCGCCGCGCCCGCCCCCCGGCGCCCCGGGCACCCGCCGCCCGCCGCCGCCCGCCACCCUGCCGCCGGAGCCCGAGCCUGAGCCGGGCCCGCGCGCCUACGACCGCUUCCCCGGGGACUCCCGAGACUACUCCACCGAGCUCAGCGUCACGGUGGCCGUGGGCGCCUCGCUCCUCUUCCUCAACAUCCUCGCCUUCGCCGCCCUCUACUACAAGCGGGACCGGCGGCAGGAGCUGCGGUGCCGGCGGCUCAGCCCCCCCGGCGGCUCGGGCUCCGGGGUGCCCGGCGGGGGCCCCCUGCUCCCCGCCGCCGGCCGCGAGCUGCCGCCCGAGGAGGAGCUGGUGUCCCUGCAGCUGAAACGGGCCGGGGGCGUCGGGGCGGACCCCGCCGAGGCCCUGCGCCCCGCCUGCCCGCCCGACUACACCCUGGCCCUGCGCCGGGCACCGGACGAUGUGCCUCUGCUGGCCCCCGGGGCCCUGACCCUGCUGCCCAGCGGCCUGGGGCCCCCGCCGCCCCCGCCGCCCCCCUCCCUCCACCCCUUCGGGCCCUUCCCCCCGCCGCCCCCCACCGCUACCAGCCACAACAACACGCUACCGCACCCCCACUCCACCACUCGGGUAUAGGGGGCGGCUGGGGGGGGAGGCCCUCCUCCCCAGCCCUCCC